Molecule: messenger RNA, 910 nt
Organism: Macroventuria anomochaeta
Lineage: Eukaryota; Fungi; Ascomycota; Dothideomycetes; Pleosporales; Didymellaceae
Exons: 2
Coding region: 29-838 (269 amino acids)
Cellular component (GO): intracellular anatomical structure
Molecular function (GO): pyridoxal phosphate binding
Source: RefSeq, a predicted model, not a curated record
CGCGACUUCUUGGACUCGAACAUCCACCAUGGCCGAAGAAAUGCACAUCAAUGCCCAACGCGCGAAGCAACUCACAGACAACAUUGCGAGCAUCACAUCGCGCAUCAAUGCCGCAAGCAAGAGCGGACAGAAGGUCCGCCUCAUAGCAGUCUCAAAGUUGAAGCCCGCAAACGACAUCCUCGCCCUGCACCAGCCGCCCAACCCGCUCCAAACGCACUUCGGCGAAAACUACGUCCAGGAACUCCUCGAGAAAUCCAAACUCCUCCCACGCUCAAUACGAUGGCACAUGAUCGGCGGCCUGCAGUCCAACAAAUGCAAGCAGCUCGCCGAGCAAAUACCGAACUUAUGGUGCGUCAGCAGCGUGGACAGCGAGAAGAAGGCGAAUGAGCUGGAGAAGGGACGUAGGAGCCUGCUCGAGAAAGACUCAGAGGCCGAGAAGCUGCGCGUAAUGGUGCAGGUCAAUACCAGCGGCGAGGAAGCCAAGUCUGGCGUCGAGCCUGCAGACACAACGACACUGUGCAAACAUAUCAUUGAGAAGUGUCCGCACUUGAAGCUCUUUGGGCUGAUGACGAUUGGUGCGAUUGCGAGGAGUAGGGAGACGACGCCGGAGAAUGAGAACGAGGAUUUUGUGUGCUUGAGGGAUACGAGGGAUAGGGUUGCGGAGGAGCUGGGGUGGGAGAAGAGCAAGCUCGAGCUGAGUAUGGGGAUGAGUGCGGAUUUUGAGGGCGCGAUCAAGAUGGGGAGUGACGAGGUUAGGGUGGGGAGUGAUAUUUUUGGGGAGAGGCCAACGAAGAAGGAUGCAGUUGUUAAGGAGGAUGUGGCGGAGAAUAAGAGCUAGUCUAUGGGAAAUGCAAGACGAGGAGAAUGUAAUACUGCGUGACCAUCGUUCUCUUGCUUUUAUUGUUGCGUG